This is a messenger RNA of Danio aesculapii, 2138 nucleotides long. RefSeq names its product ST6 (alpha-N-acetyl-neuraminyl-2,3-beta-galactosyl-1,3)-N-acetylgalactosaminide alpha-2,6-sialyltransferase 3 (gene st6galnac3). NCBI's taxonomy places the organism in Eukaryota, Metazoa, Chordata, Actinopteri, Cypriniformes, Danionidae. The coding region runs from base 1 to 909 and encodes 302 amino acids. The transcript is spliced from 5 exons. Gene Ontology annotation, molecular function: alpha-N-acetylgalactosaminide alpha-2,6-sialyltransferase activity. The record is from RefSeq and is a predicted model, not a curated record. Gene Ontology annotation, biological process: ganglioside biosynthetic process; oligosaccharide metabolic process.
AUGAAGAAGAAGUCAGUGAUAGUGACCAGUCUGAUUGUGGUGGUGUCUCUGUUUUUGGUGGUGAUUAACUGUUCGGAGAAACCCUACUUCCUACUGCAGCCUGUAUUUGGCCAAAGCUUCAGCAGAAAUUGGAUGUUCUCUCGUCCACCACACAAAGCCUUCAAACCUCACCACGGCUACCUCAGCGUUCCCAACCAGGAGCCGCUGAAGCUGCAUUGUGAAGUAUGCAGUGUAGUGUCCAGCUCUGGCCAGAUAUUGGCACGUGAGGCAGGGGCCGACAUUGACCAGUCCUCCUGCAUAUGGAGAAUGAACAACGCACCCACCCGGGGCUUUGAGAGGGAUGUGGGACGCAGGACAGACCUGAGAGUUGUGUCUCACACAAGUGUUCCUCUGCUAAUCCAAAAACCCCAGCACUUCUUUGGACAGGGGAAUGAGACCAUCUAUGUGGUCUGGGGACCACUGCGCAAUAUGAGGCAGGAUGGGAAAGGCGUUGUUUACAACAUGCUGCGACAAGCGGUUGAAAACUACCCACAGGCUCGCAUUUACGUCACCACAGAAGAGCGCAUGAAUUACUGUGACACUGUUUUCAAGAAGGAGACCGGCAAAGACAGGAUUCAGUCUGGAUCGUACCUGAGCACCGGUUGGUUCACGCUUAUUCUGGCAAUGGACAUGUGCAAGGAGAUUCGAGUCUACGGCAUGAUCAAUGACACAUACUGCAAAUCAGAAGGAUACAAGAAGGUGCCAUACCACUACUAUGAAGCAGGGAGUCGUGACGAAUGUGCAGAAUACCUCCUGCAUGAGAGCGCUCCUUACGGCGGCCAUCGCUUUAUCACCGAAAAGGCAGUUUUUGCAAAGUGGGCUAAGACACACCCCAUCAAAUUUUUCAGUCCGGAGUGGCAGCUGUCGUGACCCAGACUCCCAUUCUUUCCGAAUAUUCCCUAGCACUACCACUCUGUUGGCUAGUUCCCACUUUAUCACAAUGUAAAAACACUUGCCAUGCAGUGGCAAACAAAUCAUUCCGAUGGUGAUUUCAAACUGCAGUUGUCUGAGGAAAGUAACUACCCUACACCAUGAGGAAACAUCGAAACUCUGACGAACAUCUAACAAAUCUGAUGUUGAUUGUUGCAUGCUCUCAUUUUGUACUCGCCUGGAAAAUCAAGUAGUUUACAUUUUUUUCGGGGGCACAUCAGCAAAACACGUUACAAACAUGUUCAAUCUUUCAUCACGUCAGAUGCAUUCACAUUAGGGCUGGCUUUUGAUGAUUUUUAUGUUUAUAUAAUUUGGUCUGAAAUGGCUUAUGGGGCAUUUUGCACCUAAAAUAAAUUCAAAUAGAACAAAACAAUGUAAAAUCAGUGCAGUGGAAGGCAAAACUGUGUUUUGUGGAAAUGGAACAAAAUAUAGUAUAUCAACAUUUCGUUUUUUUGUACUAAACGGGCGAUUAAAAAUAUCUACACGGAAAUAAAUAAAUGCAAAUAAAUAGCUGAAUGAAAUUUUGAAUAAAUAAAUGUACAGGAAUUAACUAAACUUAAAAACUAAAUACAUUUUUACUACCAAAAUCUAUAUUAGAGGUGCUAUUAAAACAUUAUGUGCGUCCCAAAUUGCAUACUUAUAUUAUUUACACUGCACAAUGGUGCAGAAUGGCGUAGAUAAGUAGUGGAUUCACACUGAAAAUUGUCAAAAUUCAAGAAAAAUGGACUUUAAAUAUAUGAUGUACACAUGAUUCAGCUGUUAAAAAAGAAGCGUAGAAUGUUAAACACUUCAUGCACUCAACAGUAGCAGCUUUGCUAGCAAAAAGGGCAGGAGCUAUCGGGAGCUGAGAUUACGUUCCUUUAAUUUAUUUUGGAGUUUCCAAGCAAAAUUCUCCCAUAUAAGUGAUUAUAUCCCAAUGGUGAAUCUGGUUGCACUCACGACAGGUACUAUUUGGUAGUUUGGUCUUUUAUUUAACAUAUUUGGCAACCAUUAAAUGUUGCCUGGGAAAUGGUUAGAAUUUCUGUUUAGAUAAAUAAUAUUAGUGUUCCAUUUUGGAUGACACUAUGAUUAUAUCCAGACCCCCUAAUUUUUCAUAAUUUUUUUGCGAUUAAAAUUGUGGUAACUGUGUGGUGGUAGUAAAUUUGCAGAAAAAUUUUAAAUUAAAUUUG